CGAGUAAGUGGUCAAUUUGUCUGAUUUACUCCCCAAAACAUCACUCAGACCUUCAAAUGUCGAUAUUUCCGUCCCAAGCUGCGUUUUGUCAGACAUACUACGGGCGAAGAGGCUUAUUGAGGGUACAGGGCACAGCUAGACAAUACACAGCCACCAACCGACGAUACUCAGAUGCAAUCAAACCAGAACUCAACUCUGUUGCUGCAAAACCCAUUUCAACAAUCUUUCUCAUCCACUACUGCUACAUACUCUGCCAAUGACGUCGUAGCACCACCUCAACAAGACGAAAGAACCGCAAAACCGCGAAAGAGAAAACGGAAACGAGCGACCGAUUCAAACGCUGCCGCUCCAACGGCUACAGCUGGUCCCUCGUCAUCCCAAGACACACUCAACAUCGACACGCUGGUCACCGUCCUCGACGCGGACAUCAACGGCACUAACGGUGAAGCCACGACCACUGUCAGCGAACCGUCCACUCACCCGGUUCAGAGCUGGAGUCACACGGAAGCCAGCAACCUCACAGGUGGCAAGAAGCCCGGCGAUUUUAAGUUUAAGUGCGCAAAGGCCGGCUGCAUUACUUGCAGAAUCCGACGAAUCAAAUGUGAUGAAGCCCACCCAAGCUGUGUAAAUUGCACGAAAGGCCACAGAGACUGCACAUAUCCGGCACCGUUUAUCGAAAACAAGAAUCACAAGCGCACGAAGAAAGCCCGUGGUGAACGAUGAUAGUCACAAAAAAGGGCCCGUGAAGAAGAGUUGCUAUACGCACUGUUAUUUACACCUUCGAGAUAUUGUUUCGAAAGGCGAGUGCAAGCCGCGGCCAUGAAAGGAAAUGCUGCAUUUCCUGCAGGUGGGAGGCUUCGCAAAAAUGCUCUGUCGCUAUGACUGCCUGGCACACUUACCGCCGCCGA
Messenger RNA from Aplosporella prunicola CBS 121167, 908 nucleotides. RefSeq lists its product as uncharacterized. Gene Ontology annotation, molecular function: DNA-binding transcription factor activity, RNA polymerase II-specific; zinc ion binding. Bases 172 to 723 code for a protein of 183 amino acids. The record is from RefSeq and is a predicted model, not a curated record. Gene Ontology annotation, biological process: regulation of DNA-templated transcription. The transcript has a single exon. Lineage: Eukaryota; Fungi; Ascomycota; Dothideomycetes; Botryosphaeriales; Aplosporellaceae.